GCAUGUUAAAAUAUCAAUUUGGUUAGAAAAUUGGAGAAGGCACUUUUGCAUAGGUCUAUAUUGGGGCUUGCAAUAAUGAAUAAGUAUAUUAAUAACAAUAUAGCUUAAGGUGGCCAUUAAAGUACUUCAGAAGGAGUCUCUAAAGACUGAUCGAGACAAAUUUAGAGUGAAUAAGGAGAUUGAAUUACUAAAUAAGGUCAAUCAUCCCAACAUUGUUAAGAUGAAGGAAGUAAUGUAAUUAUGCUUAGAGUAUAGAUUGUGGAGGAUGAAGAGUAGAUAUAUUUGAUAACUGAGUAUGUUUCUGGAGGAGAAUUGUUUGAUUAUAUUGUAGAAUAACAGAGGUAAAUACAAUAAUAAUAUUGUAGACUUACAAAUGGGGAGGCUAGACAUAUAAUUAGAUAAUUGAUAAAUGCAAUUGAAUAUUUGCAUAGUUUAGGCAUCAUUCAUAGGGACCUUAAGCCAGAAAAUAUUCUAAUGAGAGAUAAUGGAGAUAUUUGUUUAAUAGAUUUUGGUCUUUCAAUGGAAGUCACAACAGGAUAGUUAUUAGUAACAGCUUGUGGAAGUCCUUGUUAUGCUGCUCCUGAAAUGUUAGAAGGCAAAAAUUAUGAUGGUACAAAAACUGACAUUUGGAGUUGUGGUGUAAUUCUUUAUGCUAUGCUAUGUGGUUAUUUGCCUUUUGAUGAAGAAAAUACAUAAGUAAUAUUUUAGACAUUAUAUUUAAGGAUUUAUAUGAGAAGAUUAAAUUAUGUUAAUAUACUAUUCCUAAUUCAUUACAUGAAGAUGCCAGAGAUCUUAUUAGCAAAAUUCUAGCUAAAGAUGAUUAAAGAAUCAAUAUAGGGUAGAUAAAAAAUCAUCGAUUCUUUUUAAAUGAUGAAUAGAAUAGUAAUGAAUUGUCAAUUGAAUAAAUUUAAUAGCCUAUUGAAGAUUAAGAAAAUUUAGAUAACUAAAAUUAAUAAGCAUCCUUUAUUUAAUAACAACAUUAGGAAGAAGAAACUGUUGAAUAUAUUCAUCCAAUAUAAGAAAUUUAGAACAGACCUAGAGGACAUACAUUAAAAAGAGAAUCUAUAAUGAAUGAAUUGGAAGUCAAUAUAAAUCCAAUAUAACCAAAAAAUAAAUUUGAAAUACCAAUUCCUAGUAAAGAUAAAAAAAACUUGAAAACUAUUGAAGAAGCAUUUUAGAUAAUACAAGAAUCUUCUAGAUAAAAAGAUAGAAGGAUUACAGAGGAAUAGAAAUAAUUAUAAAUUUAAUUGCCUAAUAAGCCAGCGAUGAAAAUCAACACUAAUAAACCAUAUACUAAAAUUAAGUAUGUACAAACUAUUAGAUAUCGUAAUUGA
Paramecium primaurelia is the source of this 1334-nucleotide messenger RNA. Lineage: Eukaryota; Ciliophora; Oligohymenophorea; Peniculida; Parameciidae. The record is from the annotation of a GenBank genome assembly.